GAGGGGGGCUCGCGGGUUUCGGCCUCCCUCUAGGCCAGCGAGAAGGUCCGUAGAUUCGGGCCUAGCGGGCCCCCCUCCCCGGCCUGGCCCCCUGCUCGCUCUGGUGGGAGGGGGCCCGGGCGAGCGGUUCUGGUCCCCACCCCCGCCUCUCCCCCGUCAGCUCCGCCCCCCUCCGCGGCCCCCUCCUGAAAUUGAGGCGACGGAGCGGGCGCGCUAGACACUUCCCUACGCGAAGCCCAGCGCCGAGCCAUGGAGAGCGCGACGGGAGAGAAGGUCGGGGCUGGGGCCGCUGAGGCGGAGCCCGGCUUCGAGGGCGUGGAGGCGGCCGGACUGUCCGAAGCGGUGCGCGCUCUGCGCGCGGACGUGGCGCGCUUGCAGCACGGCGUGGAGCGGCGGGUGGCCGAGGCGCUGGGGCUGGCGGGGCCCCUGGCGCGCGCCGUGGCCGAGCUGCAGAGCGAACACGAGCGACUUCGGUCCCACCUGGGGCGCCUGGCGCGCCACGUGGAGGCGCUGGAGCGCGCCGCCGGCCUGAGUGUGGACGGCGACGGCGGCGGCGGGUCCGAGCCGGCCUCCCCCAGCCCCCGGGGGCCCCCGCGCUUCGCCAGCCACGCGGUGUUCUCGCUGUCGGGCCGCGGCCAGAGCCUGGAGCAGGAAGAAGGGGCUAAUUCCGAGGCCAAGAGAGGCUCCAACUCCUCCAUCCUGGAGAACGGGCAUCAGAGGGCAGCAGGGCCGGGCCGCUUGUCCCCCGACAUCCCCGAGCCCCACCAGCCGGUCACCGCCGUCACCCGGGGCCCGGACAGGGCCAGCCCCGGCGAGGCCCCAGCCAGGACCUCCGGCCAGUCAGAGAGGAGCCCGCAGCUCGCCGGCUUUGGGACGGCCCGCGUCUUCCUCAAGAGCCAGAGCUCCCAGCAGGCCACGCCUCCCGGGUCUCCGUCCCCGCCGCCCGCCGGCAGCCAUCGGCCCGGAGAACGUCGGAGGGAGCUGGUGAGGUCGCAGACGCUGCCCAGGACCUCGGGGGCCCAGGCCCGCCGAGCGCUCUUUGAGAAGUGGGAGCAGGACGCGGGCAGGGGCCCAGGGGAGGGACGGGCCAAGCUCAAGCGCUCGCAGAGCUUCGGCGUGGCCAGUGCCAGCAGCAUCAAGCAGAUCCUCUUAGACUGGUGCCGCUCCAAGACCGCCGGCUACCAGCACCUGGACCUGCACAACUUCUCGUCCAGCUGGAGCGACGGCCUGGCCUUCUGCGCCCUCGUGCACGCCUUCUUCCCGCAAGCCUUCGACUACGGCGCCCUCGACCCGCGCCACCGGAGGCACAACUUCGAGCUGGCCUUCACCACGGCCGAGAAGCUGGCUCAGUGCGAGCGCCUCAUCGAGGUGGACGACAUGAUGGCGAUGGGCCGCAGGCCAGACCCCAUGUGCGUCUUCACCUACGUGCAGUCCCUGUACAACCAUCUGCGGCGCUUCGAGUGACGGAGCCCCUGGGGGGAGCCCGGGGCAGGAGAGGCCUUGAUGCAGAGCGCUGUGGGGCGCGGACGGGCUCUCUGGUUUGUACAUAAAAGAUGCUCGUCCA
Monodelphis domestica (gray short-tailed opossum) is the source of this 1564-nucleotide messenger RNA. It is a transcript of the gene SMTNL2, whose product is annotated as smoothelin like 2. NCBI's taxonomy places the organism in Eukaryota, Metazoa, Chordata, Mammalia, Didelphimorphia, Didelphidae. The record is from RefSeq and is a predicted model, not a curated record. Gene Ontology annotation, molecular function: protein binding.